This is a messenger RNA of Papilio machaon (common yellow swallowtail), 2427 nucleotides long. Its product is annotated as acyl-CoA synthetase short-chain family member 3, mitochondrial. The coding region runs from base 154 to 2205 and encodes 683 amino acids. The transcript has 12 exons. The record is from RefSeq and is a predicted model, not a curated record. Lineage: Eukaryota; Metazoa; Arthropoda; Insecta; Lepidoptera; Papilionidae.
GAUAUACACGUGCCGGAGUUUUGAAGUCAAACGAUUGUUAUCGAGUUCAGAGGUGGAAUAAUUGAAAUGCGGCAAUGCUAAUGAACAAAAUCGGUGGAGGAAGUCAACGGUGGCGCAGUGUUGUCGUUGACAGUGGUUCGUGCAGUCGGGAUCAUGUAUCAAGCAGAUGAUGGCACCAUCAGCUUACAGAAGAACAAGUUCGAAUCAUCGAUCAGUGAACUCAAGAAGAAAACUUUUUUGACUGCGGCUGAUAUAGAGAGCUAUGGCGAUAGUGGAGUGACAAAGGAGUAUGCAUUAGCUCACCGUAGGUCCUUGGAGGACCCCGAGGGGUUCUGGGCGGAGGUAGGGCGUGAGCUGGUCUGGACGAAGCCAUGGGACCGCGUUCUUGACAACACCAAUCCACCAUUCACCAAAUGGUGGGUCGGCGGCGAAAUGUCUGUGUGCUACAAUGCAGUGGACCGACAUGUGCUGGCGGGGCGCGGGGAGCAGCUCGCGCUCGUCCACGACUCACCGCUCACCGAUACCGUACGACGGAUCACCUAUGCUGAACUAUUAGAUCAGGUGUCCAGGCUGGCCGGCAAAUUGCGGUCUCUGGGCGUGGAACGCGGCAGUCGUGUGCUCAUUUAUAUGCCCCUCAUCCCGGAGGCAGUGGUCGCCAUGCUAGCCACCAUUCGAAUCGGAGCCAUUCACUCCGUUGUCUUCGGAGGUUUCGCGGCUCGUGAGCUCAGAACUCGCAUAGAGCAUGCGGAGCCAACGGUCAUCAUAGCCGCCAGCUGCGGCGUUGAGCCUAACAAAAUAGUAAGAUACAAAGAUAUUUUGGACGAGGCGCUAUGCCAGAGCUCGCACCAACCACGCGCCUGCGUUGUGUACCAACGACGACGGGUGCUGGAGUGUUCUUUGGAACCCGGCCGCGAUGUCUGCUGGGAGAGUGCUAUGAGCUCCGAGCCAGCGCCCUGCGUGUCUCUAGAGGCUAAUGAGCCCUUGUAUAUAUUGUAUACUUCAGGUACAACCGAUGACCCUAAAGGCAUUCAGCGGCCUAUCGGCCACGCGGCUACUCUAUGCUGGACGAUGCACGCGGUCUAUGGUCUCAGCAAGGGCGUGUGCUGGACCGCGUCCGAUCUCGGUUGGGUUGUGGGACACUCUUACAUCUGCUAUGGUCCUCUGCUCGCCGGUCUCACUUCGGUGCUGUAUGAAGGAAAGCCUGAUAGGACGCCUGAUCCAGGACAGUAUUUUAGGAUAAUAGAACAGCAUCGUGUGAAUGCGUUAUUUACGAUUCCGACUGCAUUCCGUGUGCUGAAGCGAGUGGACCCCAAUGCUAAGUACUCACGUCGCUACUGCAGCAAAUCUUUGAAGACAAUCUUCAUCGCUGGAGAACAUUGCGAUCAGGAUACUAGGAUAUGGGCUGAGAGGGUCCUGAACGUGCCAGUGCUGAACCACUGGUGGCAGACGGAGACCGGCUCGCCUAUCACCGCCGCCUGCCUCGGCUACGGCGUGCAGUGUGUGCCCCCGCACUCCGCUGGAUAUCCGGUGCCCGGAUAUGAUGUACGUGCUCUGCGCGAGGACGGCACGGAAUGCAACCGCGGUGAGGUGGGCCGAUUGGCACUCAAGUUGCCGCUGCCCCCCGGCUUCGCGUCCACUCUGUGGCAGGCUGAUGACCGCUUUAAGAAGGUCUACUUCGAGACUUAUCCGGGCUACUACGACACGCAAGACGCGGGGUGGGUGAGCGCAGAGGGUGCCGUGUGGGUGGUGGCGCGCGCCGAUGACGUCAUCAACGUGGCCGGCCACAGGUUAUCCACGGCCGCGCUCGAGGACGUCGUUCUCAAGCACGCGCGCGUCGCCGACGCCGUGGUCGUGGGCGCGCCAGAUCCCACCAAGGGAGAUGUCCCGUUGUGCUUGUACGUCAUGAGACCACCGCAAGAUGAUGAGGAGAUGGUAGAAGAAAGUGUAGUAACACAAGAGUUGAUAGCUCUGGUGAGGCACCUGAUCGGACCCAUCGCAGCAUUCCGGAAAGCGGUGGCAGUUCCCGCGCUACCCCGCACCAGGUCCGGCAAGGCACUACGAGGUGCUAUCGCGAAGCUCGCCAGAUCCCAACUGGUUAGGCUGCCAUCGACUAUAGAAGAUGCCUCAGUUUUUAAGGAGAUCAAGACAGCUUUGCAGAAAUUUGGUUACGCGAUCGACGCGCCUGAUCCCGAAAUUAGUACUUAAUGGAUUGUGAGGUGUAAAAAAGAUUGCUUUAUUAUUUUAAAGGCUAAACCUUUUUUACACCGAAAUAGAAGUGACGUCAUCGGAUUAAGGUCUCGUGCCACUGUGCAUGAUUUGUAAAAAGUAUUGGUAAUAUUUCUGCUUGGUCUGGGCAUUAACGUUAUGUUUUAAGUCGUGUCUUGGAAAAAUUGUAUAAGCCUACAAAAAAAUUGGAUCUAAAAAAAC